Laccaria bicolor S238N-H82 is the source of this 432-nucleotide messenger RNA. RefSeq lists its product as uncharacterized. Bases 1 to 432 code for a protein of 143 amino acids. NCBI's taxonomy places the organism in Eukaryota, Fungi, Basidiomycota, Agaricomycetes, Agaricales, Hydnangiaceae. The record is from RefSeq and is a predicted model, not a curated record. The transcript is spliced from 2 exons.
AUGCCUACUUUUGCCAAGGGGAGAUCCAGGGAUUUCCUUUCCUUUUAUAUUUCGACUGUGGCCGUCGUUUCAGGAUAUUUUAUGCAACACGAUCGACAACUCAGGAAGGUAGAUGCAUUUCCUUUCUUGAUUAUCCUGCACAUUUGUUGUUUUUAUGCGUGCAUCUCAGUUGUAGCAACUAUAUCAACGUCACAUUUUUAUUUUAACGUUAUCACAUUGCACAGGCUCAAUCAUUGUAAUCCAUCAUGCACAUUGCAAUCUACUUCUAAUCCUGGCCCCUUUCAUCUGCCCAUUUUUUCAAGCUCAUCCAAGUCUUCAAAUUCCAUUCAUCACCUUUUCAAACGUCGCGAGCCCCCCACAUCGUUUGACGUUCCUGAAGUGCUCCCACAUGACCUGGCCAUCAUCAAACGCUCAGUUCCACUUUUCUAUUAA